GUAUCUUUCAUAACUUUGUCAACACCCAUUUAUUUGUGCUUUAAAAGGCAGCUCUGUGCACCAAGUCACUCAUUCUCUCUUCUCAGCAGAGCCACAGGAAGAACCUUCAGAAACACUUGCCUUCUCCAGCCUCUCUCUCCUCCAGUCAUCAUUCAAAAUGAACAAGAUCAUUGUUUUUAGCAAAGAUGCCUUUGAGGGCAGAACAGCUGAAUUCAAGAACGACGUUCACAACUUAGAAGAAAAGGGCUUCAACGACGUCAUUUCGUCCAUAAAAGUCAUUGGCGCACCAUGGGUAGCGUAUUAUGACAAGAACUUCACUGGAAAGCAGCGGGUGUUUGAGGAAGGAGAGUACGCUAUCCUUGAAGACAAGGGACGGUUUUCCUCCCUCAAGAUGAUCACAGAUGACCUGGACAACCCUGAAAUCCAGCUGUUUCAGUGUGCAAACUACGGAGGAAGGAGCGUGAUCCUACGCAAAGAAACCAAUCUUCACGACAUUGAUUUCAGUGACACCACUUCCUCCCACAAAGUGAAAGGUGGUGUCUGGGUGCUGUACCAGCACGUCAGUCGUCAGGGUGCCCAGCUGGUGUCUUUCCCUGGGGAUAAAGUUCCCAGCUAUUUCUCACUUUCCUUCAAUGAUGUGGCCAGCCACGUGCGUCCCUUGCUGCCGAAGCCAUAGACAGCAUCAUUCAAAGUAUGAGUUUUUGCAGCUGAAUAUGAACUGGAACCCUAUUGGAAAGAACGAGACUGGUGGUGGGGAAUGACUGAUCUUGACAAGAAACAAUGACUGUGACUCCAAUAAGUCUGAAAAAAAAAAAAAGAAGUCAUGACUCAACUUUAUAAUAUCUGUGCAAAGACAUACUGCACAUGUUAAUUUGACAGAUCUUGUAUGAUAAGGAUGAAUUUUAUUGGUAAAAGUUGCUAUAGCCAUUGGUAUCAACAAACACAUGCCAUAAAAUACAGCUUUGGAAUUGUUACAGAUCUGCUAAAGGUCCUAUUGUCAUG
This is a messenger RNA of Labeo rohita (rohu), 1002 nucleotides long. RefSeq names its product epidermal differentiation-specific protein. Gene Ontology annotation, molecular function: structural constituent of eye lens. The record is from RefSeq and is a predicted model, not a curated record. Gene Ontology annotation, biological process: visual perception; lens development in camera-type eye. The transcript has a single exon. The coding region runs from base 158 to 676 and encodes 172 amino acids. NCBI's taxonomy places the organism in Eukaryota, Metazoa, Chordata, Actinopteri, Cypriniformes, Cyprinidae.